Molecule: messenger RNA, 1794 nt
Organism: Thermochaetoides thermophila DSM 1495
Lineage: Eukaryota; Fungi; Ascomycota; Sordariomycetes; Sordariales; Chaetomiaceae
Product: helicase-like protein
Exons: 2
Coding region: 1-1794 (597 amino acids)
Molecular function (GO): ATP binding; DNA binding; hydrolase activity
Source: RefSeq, a predicted model, not a curated record
AUGGUAAUCUUCACCCACUUAAUAUCCCGUAUCCCCCCUCGCACCCCAACCGCAACGCAAACCCUCAUCCUAGCCCACCGCCGCGAGCUGGUUGAGCAAGCCGCCCGCCACUGCGCCGCUGCCUACCCCAACCAAACCAUCGAGUUGGAACUUGGCAAGCUCCACGCGUCCGGCCGCGCAGAUAUCACCGUCGCCAGCCUGCAGAGCAUUCUAUCCAAAGACCGCUUUAAAAAAUUCGACCCCGAGCGUAUCAAGCUCGUGCUAGUCGACGAAGCGCACCACAUCGUCGCCCCAGGAUACCUGAAAGUCUUAGAGCACUUAGGGCUGCGACACAAACAGGACGAUUCCCCCCACCUCGUCGGGGUAUCCGCCACGUUCAGCCGGUUUGACGGGUUACGGUUAGGCGCGGUCAUCGACGAGAUUGUCUACCACAAAGACUACGUCGACAUGAUCGGGGAGAAGUGGCUCAGCGACGUGGUGUUCACCACCGUGGAAUCGAAAGCCGACCUGUCGAAGGUCAAGCGCCGUGGGAAGGGCGGUAGCGGGGAGUUCGACACGGAAUCGUUAUCCCGGGCGGUUAACACCGUCGAGCUAAACGAUAUCGUCGUGCGCGCGUGGAUGGCGAAGGCUCAGAGCCAGGGUCGCAAAUCGACGCUAGUAUUCUGCGUGGACCUGAACCAUGUUGUGUCGCUCACGCAACGGUUCCGGUAUUACGGGAUUGACGCGCGGUUUGUGACAGGCGACACGCCGAAUCGGGAGCGGGCAGAGAGGCUGGAUGCGUUUAAGAACGGGGAAUUUCCCGUGCUGGUGAACUGCGGUGUUUUCACGGAGGGGACGGAUAUUCCGAAUAUUGAUUGUAUUGUGUUGGCACGUCCGACGAGGUCGAGGAAUCUGUUGAUUCAGAUGAUUGGACGAGGGAUGAGGCUGCAUGAUGGGAAGAAGAAUUGUCAUAUUAUUGACAUGGUUUCGGGGUUGGAAACGGGUAUCGUUACGACUCCGACGCUGUUUGGUUUGGAUCCGGAUGAGAUUGUUGAGGAGGCGACGGCAAGCAAGAUGUACGAGCUGCGGGACCGACGACAGGCAGAGAAGGCGCGCGAGGCCGCACUGCAAGCACAGCAGAAGGUGCCUCUCCCAUCCGGACGGUCCUACGACGUCACAUUCACUGAGUACGACUCCAUAUUCGACUUGAUCGCUGACACCUCGGGCGAGCAACACAUCCGCUCCAUCAGCCCACACAGCUGGGUGCAGGUCUCGCCACACAAAUUCAUCCUCAGCGGCCCUGGAGGGACAUACAUCCGCCUAGAAAGACUUGAAGAAGCAGAAGAGUCCUCAAAAAAGAAUCACUCCGAACCCGCCGAACCCAAGAUCGUCUACAAAGCCUAUGAAGUCCGCGCCCUUCCUCCCGGCGUAGCAAAGUCCCCCUACGCCACCCCUCGUCACAUCCUCACCGCAGAGACAUUCCCCGACGCCGUCCACGGUGCUGACAACUACGCGAGCCACCACUACCCCUACAUUGCCAUCGCCACGAAAGCGUCGUGGCGCUCGCAGCCCGCGUCACAGGCGCAGCUCGACUUCCUCAACAAGUUUCGCCCGGCUAACGACAAGCUCGGGCCCGAAGACGUGAGCAAAGGCCGGGCGACGGAUAUGAUCACCAAGAUUAGGCAUGGCGCGAAGGGGCAAUUUGCAAAGAUAGAGGCGCUCAAGAAGAAGAAGCAAAAGAAUAUGCUCGCCGAGGAGAUGUACCGCCAGAGAAGGAUGCAGGAGAUGGUGAGGGUUGGGCCACUGCCCUCGUGA